Molecule: messenger RNA, 663 nt
Organism: Mycotypha africana
Lineage: Eukaryota; Fungi; Mucoromycota; Mucoromycetes; Mucorales; Mycotyphaceae
Exons: 2
Coding region: 100-618 (172 amino acids)
Biological process (GO): lipid metabolic process
Source: RefSeq, a predicted model, not a curated record
GGAUUCGUGCAAUGCUUCUCCGGCUGGUGCAUGCAAGAUAUGUUUGACUCUCCCAUCUUAUCAACAAGGUAAUGGCAAGAAAGCAAGAUCACAGCUGUCAUGAAUAAAUGCUGUAUGGAUUUUACUGAUUUGAACUAUUUGCCGUUUCCAUGUUAUCUCGUCAGUCCCAGAGAUUUCUGGAGUCGUAGAUGGAAUCUCAUUGUCCGAAAUUUGUUGCACAGUCAAGUGUUUGAAAACUAUUCUAGAAGAAGAGGAACGGAUAAGGACGGACAGACAUCAAAGCCGUCUCAACAAAAGCCUCAGAAGGUUGGCUUUCUAUCCACAAGACAAGGUCGAGGGCUACUGUCCUUCUUCGUUAGCGGAGUGUUUCACGAAUUAAUCAUCUGUAGCGUCUGCCGCAAAUUGACUUUGGAAAAUCUGUGCUUUUUCUGUAUUCACGGUAUUGCAUGUAUGCUGGAGGUCAAAUACUACGAACCGAGAAGAGCACAGAGCCAAUGGAGGCGCGUCAGAAAUAUUGCUCUCAAUAUUGCUUUCAUGACUCUAACUGGGCGCCUGUUUCUUGCUCCAUUCCUGCGAACAAGAUUCACUGAGGUUUUGCCUUUAACCUACGCGGCGUAGAACCUACAAAGAAGCUUCACUUGAUUUACUUUUUAGAGAUGAGCA